Topomyia yanbarensis is the source of this 3882-nucleotide messenger RNA. RefSeq names its product monocarboxylate transporter 12 (gene hrm). Gene Ontology annotation, molecular function: monocarboxylic acid transmembrane transporter activity. The record is from RefSeq and is a predicted model, not a curated record. Gene Ontology annotation, biological process: transmembrane transport; monocarboxylic acid transport. The transcript is spliced from 3 exons. Bases 1131 to 3242 code for a protein of 703 amino acids. Lineage: Eukaryota; Metazoa; Arthropoda; Insecta; Diptera; Culicidae.
GCGAGCGAGUGGCCGGCCAACCGAUCCGAGUCAUUUAUUGGUAUACCUACAUAUUCGUUUCAGUGAGUUUGGUUCCGCUCCGGAAUGACUUUUCAAUACGUCGCUAGAGCUUGCCCGAUUCGCAUCGAAAGCGAGGACGCCGUCGCGACUGUCGGUCAGUGUGUUUAGGCUAGUGUGGAAGCCGAGCACAGACGUUUUUCCUCACACCUAUACAAGCAAAAGCAAAUCAGUGUAGGACUCCUUCGGAAAAAAGGGGAUGGUUGGUGGUGCGUUUCGAUCAGAACAGAACAAAGUUUUCCUGCGGCUGCUUCGGUCAGCAGCAACUGCUUGGCGGAGGAGAUAUUUUCUUUCGUUGUGGACAUCUCAGUAACAUCAAAGUGUUCUUCAUUUGUUUCCUGUCAAGGUGCUAACUAGUAAUAGUAUAAAAUACAGUGAUUUUUCGCGUUUUAAGAGAGGUUUUCGUAGAUUGUUCAAGCUUGCACGAUCAGCUGAUUUUUUUUACUCUUUCAAAUUCUGGAACCGAAACCGAACUGUGCGUAGCCUAAAGUCUACAGUAUUUACGUAAGCGGAUCAGUGUGUGUUUGAAGCGGCGAAGAAAGCAGUUUUGGCGAAUAACAGUUGUGUUCAUAAAUCACAUCAGUGACGUUUGCCGGAUAGUGCUGUGUUUUCGCGAGUGGAAAAUUUUAUUUGAUUGACCAUCGCUCGUUACAUAAAAGCCUUGCAUCUUUGAAAGGAAAAACAAAGUAACAGCAGGUUGACAUGCUGCCGAGGACAAUAUCAGACUAACAGAUCUAGAUUGAUUUAUAGCAACCGGCUGUCAUUCGAUGCCGAUUGCCGCAGUUCGGGGAAUCGGUGCGGUGCUGUUGCCUAGGGCGGCUGACGGAGGACGUUUUUGCCAACUCGUCAAUGCGAGCAGAGCUUGGCGGGUACGCAUGAUUGAACACUGGCCGCACAACCGCCAGUGCCAUUUGGACGAGGAGGUGACCUUCGCCGGGGGUAGCCACACGGACCCAACGGUGUUGGCUUCUAUGAGUUGUCAAUUUUGCUCAAACUUUGACGAGGACGACGACGGUGACGAGCGAGUGCAAGUGUUUCGAGGUUUGAAUUGAUACACCCGACCGACGGCCAGGAUGGGUGAGGAAAGUGUUGAGUGUAACGAGGGCAAGCUGAUCAACAAAAACGGCGGCUACAGCCCUGUCAAGCAAGUGGACAAUGGCGAUCUGAUACGAAGCGAUAGCCAGAAAAAGAUAGUGAAAAUCCAAAUCGACGAGGCACCCAACAGCACCACAACGUCUCCCAACCAUGCCCCGUACGCUAGCAGUAACGGGAAAAUCGAGGACAAAAUGCUACUGCCAAGCAGUAACGGAAUGGCUCCCGGAAAGGAUAACCACGAGGAGCUGGAGGAUGACGAUGACUACGAGCUGGUACCACCGGAUGGUGGUUGGGGAUGGCUGGUGCUAGGCGGUUCCAUGUUAGUUAACAUACUCGUACCUGGUACGAUCAAGAGCUUCGGCGUAUUGUUCGUAGAGUUUCUAGAAGCAUUCCAGGCGUCUCCGUCGGCCGCCGCGUGGAUCCCAGCGCUGUGCUAUUUCCUGUACAGCUCUCUUGGACCACUGUCGAGCAUUCUGUCGGUGAAAUACAGCUACCGGACGGUGACAAUAAUCGGUGGAACGUUUGCGGCAGCCGGCAUGAUUCUCACUUAUUGGGCUACUUCGAUCAAUUACUUGUACAUAAGCUAUGGGGUACUGGUGGGAGCGGGAGCUGGACUGUCAUUCCCACCAACCGUUUAUAUUGUGACGUCGUAUUUCGUCAGACUCAGAGGGCUUGCCAAUGGGCUGUGUAUUUCCGGAAGUGCACUUGGAUCGAUCAUUCUACCACCAGUGCUGCGGUAUUUGCUAGUCAACUUCGGCUACCGGGGAUCCUGUCUGAUCAUGGGUGCAAUCACACUGAACGUAUGGGUAGCAGCGAUAUUCUAUCAACCCGUAGAGGACCACAUGAAAAGGGUGAAAAAGGUAAAGGAUUGCGAUCAAUUGACCGGAGAUGAUACCAUCCUGGAAGAGUCAGAAACAGGUGAAGACAAGGAGGCGUCUCAAAAUCCGAAUAAGCCUGCGAUCAAGCCAAAAUUUAUGAUCCUGGAUGACGAUACUCCGCUGGCGACACCUACGUUGGAGCAUAAAUCCCCAGACAUUUUUCGAUUUAACCCUAAAAACGGACUGAUCGACAGCUUCGCAAGAAGUGUUUCAGCAGCAGCCGUUCCGGCAUCGUACCACAAAGAAGAAGGUUCUAACCGGCAUCGUAAAAUCAGCACUCCAAUCAAAGAAGAACAUCGCAAUUUAACUUUUACGAGCCAAAUGAAUGAGUCUCAAGGAUCGCAUUACCGUUUAUCUAGGCUAAAUAGCAUGCGAAGUGGUCAUAGACCCCCAAGACGAUCUCCGUCAACCAGCAGCUUCCAGUAUAUCAGUACUCCGUAUCAUGGAAGUACACUAUCUACGCAUCAACCGCGAGAGUUCGCCUCACAUCUUUCACUUAGAUCAAUUGCAGAUAGUUUUAAGCCCGCAAAAGGCGAAAAGUCCGAUGAAACCUCCAAUCGUAAAACGUUCUUUGACCUAUCACUAUUGCGCAAUCCAACAUAUCUAGUAAUUCUGAUAUCCAACUCCACUAACGCAAUUGGAUAUACCAACUUCAUUAUUCUUCUACCGGCGUACGCAAUCUCGCUAGGAUUCGAUAAGAGCCUGGCAGCUUACCUUCUGUCAAUUGUAUCAACUCUGGAUCUGGUCGGACGAAUCGGAGGAUCUGCUUUAUCGGACACCAAUCUCAUCCCGAAAACGUGGUACUUUGUUGGGGGACUCUCGAUCUCCGGUCUCGCACUGGCCGUGCUCCCGAUGGCCACAUCGUAUACCAUGGUUAGCGCAGUCUGUGCCUUGUUUGGGCUUGCAUCGGGUACUUACGUUGGAAUCACUGCCGUUAUCAUGGCGGACAUGCUGGGAACCGAACGGCUGACCUCUUCCUACGGUAUCAGUCUAUUCGUUAACGGCAUCCUGCAGCUUGUUGGGCCACCAAUCUGUGGGAUUAUAUUUGAAAGUAUCGGGCGCUACCAGCCAUUAUUCACCGCGCUCGGAUUUAUUCUGCUCGGGGGAUCUGCCCUGUGGGGUUUCAUGCCGCUGAUAUCGAGAAAUAAGCUUCGGAAAGAACAAAGAGCGGCGGAAGUUCUCCUGGAAAAGGAGAAGAGCCUGAUGGCGUAAAAAGUGUGUCUUGACCAAAGAAUCAAUCGGAGAACCAGUUUUUUUUUCGUUUUUUCGUUGUAUGGAAAAGUGUGAUAGUUUGAUGAGGGUGAAAGUAUUUAGAAUUUGUUGUAUUUCAAUCUCUAUACCUACUAAAAAGAGUGUGCUUUUAAUGGUUCUCCGAUCUGUUCAGGAGAAUUAUACGAGUGGUUAGGGCUUGACGAUUUGUCGAAAUGAAUUCUUUUCAGAACACGCAACAAACAGGUAAUCCGCCUUUCCAUCAGAUCAGUGGAAGGCAGCGGAUGCUUACUUUUAGGUCAAUAUAUUUAGGGGACAACAAGAACACAAUAUGAGUAUUAUAUUUUUAGCUAUAUACAACAACAAAAAAAAAUCAUGUAGCUGAAAUUUGCGGGAUUUUACAGCGUAUGAAUGACUAGGUUAGGCUUCAAAUAGAGACGGAACAAUCCCGUAGAGACAUAUUAGAUUUGGCAUGAGGAAGGUGUGAAAGUUGCUGUCACGAAGCACGAAAGAUUAGAUGAAUCUUGUGAGAUAUCGAAAAAAUAUGUAAAUGUUAAUAAUCAAUUUUAUCAAUGUAAUGUUUAAAUCUAUCUUUUAGCGCUAGAGAUAAUUUAGAAAAGAAACAUAGCAAUCAAAACAUCUA